ACUCGGUAACUGGACCUCUCAAUUCGUGGUUAAGAAUAAUCUUACUAUGCGACCCAGCAAAUGGCGGAGGCAGAAAGUACUCACUUCGAUUUGAUUAUUCGUCAUGGUAGAGUUAUAGAUCCAGCUAAUGAGCGGGACUUUAUAGCAGAUGUUGGAGUCAGAAGCGGAAGAAUUUGCGCAGUCGCUAGAGGUCUUGAAGGAACAGGGCUGGAGGAGUUUGACGCAUCAGGCUAUAUUGUAACACCUGGGUUGAUUGACAGCCAUGUGCAUGUUUAUCAGUAUGCCACGCCCUUGGGUGUUAAUGUGGACGAGACAUGUUUGGCCAGGGGUGUUACAACUGUUGUUGAUGCUGGAAGUGCAGGAGCCUCAACCUUUCCUGGCCUUCGAAAAUUCAUUGCAGAAAAGUCCCAGACCACAGUUUUGGCUCUACUCCAUAUAGCAGCUCAUGGUUUGGCAUCUGCAGGAUGUACUGGUCAAGCAAAAGGGGGUGAGUGUGAUUCAUUAAAUCAAGUGGAUGCAGAAUUGUGUGCAGAAUGUGUGAGCAAAAACAAAGAUAUGAUUGUUGGUGUAAAAGUUCGUCUUUCAGCAAGUGCUGCAAAUGAUGGAGCUAAUGAAGAGGAAGCUUUCAGGAGAGCUCUCAAAGUAUCAUCAGAAACCCAUGUUCCUCUCAUGGCUCAUCACACAUUUUCCACUAUUGAUACUCAAAGAAAAGGGAAAGACAUUAUUUCAUGUCCCGGAAGCCUUCGUCCGGGAGAUAUUCACACACACUGUUUUCAUGGCUGGCCAAGUACCAUCGUUGGCCCAAACAAACAAAUUUACAGUGAUGUUUUAAAAGCUCGCCAACGUGGGGUUCUUUUUGACGUGGGCCAUGGAGCUGGGUCGUUUUCAUGGACUGUAGCAGAGAUCUGUGCAAGAGAGGGCUUCUGGCCAGACAUAAUCAGUUCCGAUUUGCACGUAGAAUCUGUAGAGAGCCCUGCGUACGAUUUAUUGACUGUGAUGACAAAAAUGCUGCACGUAGGAAUGCCCUUGAAUGACGUCAUCAAAGCUGUUACCGUGACACCCGCAAUUGCCUUUAGACGAGGCAAUGCGAUUGGAUCGCUGAAUGUGAAUCAUGCAGCAGACAUUACGGUGUUGCAUUUUGAAGAAUUUGACAUGGACCUUGAAGAUUGUAACGCACAGUUAAGAAAAGUUAAACGGCGUUUUGUCCCUGUCGCUGUAUGGAAGCACGGAGUUAGCUUUAAGACCUCUGAAGCUCGGCCGUUUCCCAAUGAGGGUAAACUACAGGAGUUGGCCUCAUUAAAUGGCGCACUUCUGAUCAAAGAUGAAUUUUGAAUAUUUUGUUUUUCAAUUAAGAUGAUUAUUGAUUCAGAAAUUAUUUACCAGAGUAAACUGAAAGCUAUUCACUUCUCCAAAGAAGAAUGAGAAUUUUCCAAAGCACCUUGAUUUGGAGUGCGAUAAAGGAAUUGUGAUCGUAUAGUCUGAUCGUCCGGGUGAGAGCCGCUUUCUUUCGUCUUUAAAUUACCAAUUCUUGAAAAUCUUAAAAAUAUAGUGUACCGACGAGGAUGGGAUUCGAACCCACGCGUGCAGAGCACAUUGGAUUAGCAGUCCAACGCCUUAACCACUCGGCCACCUCGUCUAUUUAUCUGUGCAUUACAGAUACCAUUUUUGAGCUUUUUACUCUUUACGGUGGCCAAUUUACGUUUUCAGCUCAGUUGUUAGUUGCUAGCCGCAAGUUUUCGAAAUGCUCGAGCAAAAAACGGGACUCAGCAUGACGCGUUGACUGGGAAAUUAUAUAUGCGUUUUAGAACGUAAAGGAGUGCACACAUGAACUUUAGCGUGCUGUUUGAAAUUAAGUUAUACCUUGAAAUAGAAUUUAUUGACAGAUGAGCUUUAUUUUCAGUAAAUGACUUCGCAUCAUAAAUAAUUUACGUGAAAUAAUUGAUAUAUAUUCAAUAUUUGUUUUACCUCAAAUGGAAAGAAGAAAACCGUUUCAUUGAAUUUUACGCGUUUUUCCGAUCGGAAAGCUUUGCAGCUAUCAGGAAUAUACACCAUGGUAUUUUUUUUAUGUAAGUUCGAAAAAUGAGGUAGAAAAGCUGUUUCUAACAAGGGUUUUCUUUAGAUAUUUAAUAAUCUUUCAUUCUGUGCGGAGUGGUUUGGUGGGCGUGCCUGUGACCUGUUGUUUAUCAGUCCCUACUACUGCUAAUGGAAAAUUUCGAAGUGAAACGUACUUGACGAUGAGGCAAUAUUUGCAUCAUAUCAUCCUGUCUAAGUCUAUCAGUAAAUUAGUUUCUUUAAAAGUUUCUUUUCAGUUUUAGGAGCCAAAAUGAUUUUAAAAAACCGCGAGCAGCUGUUAUUGGGU
Molecule: messenger RNA, 2359 nt
Organism: Pocillopora verrucosa
Lineage: Eukaryota; Metazoa; Cnidaria; Anthozoa; Scleractinia; Pocilloporidae
Product: deacetylase Atu3266
Molecular function (GO): deacetylase activity; hydrolase activity, acting on carbon-nitrogen (but not peptide) bonds
Source: RefSeq, a predicted model, not a curated record